Molecule: messenger RNA, 2100 nt
Organism: Eremothecium sinecaudum
Lineage: Eukaryota; Fungi; Ascomycota; Saccharomycetes; Saccharomycetales; Saccharomycetaceae
Exons: 1
Coding region: 1-2100 (699 amino acids)
Source: RefSeq, a predicted model, not a curated record
AUGGCUCCAGAAGGGUCCUAUUUACCACAUGUCUCAUUUGAAGACUUAUCUCCAUCAGUGGUUGAUGAGGAAGUGACGAAAAUGAGGAAGCAAGGUUAUGCAUUAGAUUUUAGCUCCCCAUUUAUUCACGUACCUCCCCAGUUUAAUCCACUUUAUCUUAGUGUGCCAUAUAUGCAAUCUGAGCGCGAUGCCAAUGAAGUCUCUGUUGCGAAACACCCUGUGGACCUCGAUAUUGCAUAUGCACCGCAAGUACAGCAAGAAGUAGUAGAGGCAUAUACACACAUGUUGGAGGGUGGGCUAGGUAUUGAGGCCACUCGCCGAUCCUUGUCUUAUUUGGGUGGAUCUUCAAGGAGUAAUUCUUCGACGCGGGCGCCAACACACUCCCAUACGGCCAAGCUUCCACCCCCACCUGAAGUGUCCAUACUAAGAAACAAGGACAUAGAUGAGCAUAUUGAUGAUUUCGACAUAACGGACAUUGAUGUUAAGAUUGAACGACAACUUGAUUUGAUUACGAAGAGCAAUACGGAAAAGAACUCAGGAUUUCGUGCGGGUUACACGACUGCUGGGUUCAACAACAUUCAUGAGGUGGAAGAUAGGUUAAUGGCAAGACGUGGCAAGCAAACUAUGGAGACGGCACCAGAUGGAAAGCUACCAACUUUACGAAAAAAAUCAUAUGCGGAGAUGACUGAUGAAGAACUCAAAGAACUGGAAGAUAGCCUUGCCCCCCGUAGCAAGUCCUUUGAUCUUGAUUUAUUUGACUUCUCUCAGCAAAGCAGUUUGUACCUUGGGACAGAUACCAAAAGAGAUGAUCUACGCCAAAAAGUAAAUCUAUUUCCUGCGCCUUGUAUGUAUCGUUCGAGGCCUUCUGUGCCAUAUCGUGCUGUUAGUUGUACAAAGGUACACAGUGCAUUUCACUCCUACGUGAGUAGUCAUGCCAAAGAUGGCUCUGAAGAGAUGCUGAGAACUGUCUUGUGUUACAUCAGCGGCAGAAAGCACACAUGGUCGGCUGUUGAUUGGUAUAUUCAUCAAGUGGCAAUGGAUGGUGAUCAUCUAGUCAUUGCCACGUGGCUUCCUGAAUACAAUGAGGGAGCUUCUAAACUGCCUGAAGCUCCAAAGUCGCGUAGGUCUUCUACAACACAGGGCAAGUUCAGGCCCACUGGAUUAAGCCCCAUUUGUAGUAAUAGUAUUCCUGAGUCUGCUCAAGUUGAACAUAACGAUGGUAUGGCAUUUUCAGCGUUUGAGCUGGACGAGUACGCCAAGGAACGAUGUAAGAGUCUUCUCGACUACUAUGCGCAAAAGUGCAAGCACCGGAUAUUGAAGAUAACUGUUGAGUUUAUUAAGGAGAAUUCGAAAAAGAAGUCAAUGGCACAGGUGGUAGAAGUAUACAAACCUCACUUGCAACUUAUUUCUACCGUUUCCAUUAAUAUUAAUACGAAACUCUGCAAUGGAAAAGUGAAAUUACCAAAUUAUAUCGUAAAACACUUGCCCAUUCCGACAAUGGUUGUUCCAAACGAAUUUCUCAGACUUGAAGAUAUUGGCGUCGCCAAGAAAAGUUCACCCAUCGUUUCACAGGGUGUUCAACUAGAUCGACUUAAUGAAAUCAUCACCGCCACUUCAAGAAAUCCAUUUGCAUUUGAGCCAGGGCGUGAUAACCAUGGCCAGUCGCAAAGUUAUGAAAAUUCAGAUUCAGAAUCAAUAACAGCUUACUUUCCUAAAUCUGAUGAAUGGCACCCAAAGCGUGAACAAUUUGAUCUUCUUGGCUAUAUCCCACCUAGUCCAACGUUUGCUUCCUUCUGCCAAGAUAGCUCCGGUGGAUCUUCUAGAAGCAGCAGGCGCUCUUCAAGGGUAGCGUUUACCCGUCCGAACAUUUACAAGGUUAAAUCUCUGAUUACUGAAAGCGAAUUAAGCAAUUACACUUUAAAGCAAAACAAAGCAUCCCAACAAGCUCAACCUAUCCGUAGUCGGAAGCUGAAACCCUCGCACUCAAUAAGUAUACCAACAAGACCUGAUAUUGUAAGUUUAGGAUCUUCUAACAGCGAAGAAAAACGAACCAAAAAAGGUAGGAUUGGGGGGUUUUUCAAAAAGUUUGGGUUCAGCUAA